Hibiscus syriacus is the source of this 807-nucleotide messenger RNA. RefSeq names its product 14-3-3-like protein GF14 kappa. The record is from RefSeq and is a predicted model, not a curated record. Gene Ontology annotation, cellular component: cytoplasm. NCBI's taxonomy places the organism in Eukaryota, Viridiplantae, Streptophyta, Magnoliopsida, Malvales, Malvaceae. The transcript has a single exon. Gene Ontology annotation, biological process: signal transduction. The coding region runs from base 1 to 765 and encodes 254 amino acids.
AUGGCGACGACGAUCCCCAAUAAUCCGAGUUGCGAUCAGUACGUGUACUUAGCCAAGCUAUCUGAGCAAGCCGAGCGCUACGAGGAGAUGGUUCAGUUCAUGCAAAAGUUGGUCCUCGGCUCAACUCCAUUAGGGGAACUAACCGUCGAGGAAAGGAAUCUUCUCUCUGUCGCCUUAAAAAACGUGAUUGGAUCUCUACAUGCCGCGUGGAGAAUAGUCUCUUCGAUCGAGCAGAAAGAAGAAGGUCGGAAGAACGAGGAACACGUUCUGCUCGUCAAGGAGUAUAAAUCGAAGAUUGAAUCUGAGUUGUCGGAUGUUUGCGCUAGUAUCUUGACUUUAUUGGAAUCAAAUAUGAUCCCUUCUGCUACUGCCAGUGCCAAUGAGUCGAAGGUUUUCUAUUUCAAGAUGAAAGGAGAUUAUCAUCGUUAUUUGGCGAAGUUUAAGGCUGGUGAUGAGAGGAAAGUUGCUGCUAAGGAUACUAUGUUGUCUUACAAGGCAGCUCAGGAUAUUGCGUUGGCGGGUCUAGCACCAACGCACCUGAUUAGAUUGGGGCUAGCUCUGAAUUUCUCGGAGUUCUACUAUAAGAUUCUCAAUCAGUCUGAUAAAGCAUGUAGCAUGGCUAAACAGGCAUUCGAGGAAGCCAUUGUUGAGCUUAACACACUGGGAGAAGAGUCAUACAACGACAACACUCUCAUAAUGCAACUGCUAAGGGAUAAUCUUACUCUCUGGACUUCGGAUGUGCAGGACCAGUUAGAUGAGCCGUAGCAGGCGUGUUAAACCGGCAGUGGUCUUAUUCUUUAUCUGAAG